AUGGCCAAAAAGAAGAAGGGAAAGAAGGGAGCUACCAAUCGACUGCCGGCCAAUUCAGUGGUGCCCGACAUUGACAACGGGAGUAGCAGCAACCUACCUGGAGGUGACGGUUCGUCUGCACUCCCCGAAAAUGUCGAACCUAAGCUAUCAUUUAAAUAUCAAACAUAUGAUUGGCACACUGGUCAAUUUAAAGACUGCCCUAUAUCAUCGUUAUAUUCUUCCCCACCAUCAGAUGACGGUAAUGGUGAACCUACCGCUGACGCAGAACCAAAAAAGGACGUCCCCUUGGACCAACAACCACAAUAUGCACCAGCGGCUGAUGUUGAUGCUGGAAAAGAUGCUCCUGGAACAUCCCCAGGUAUAACGGAAAAUGAGACUUCCGAGGAGACCCAAAAGACAGCAGAGGAGGAAAAACCAAACGAAGGAACGCCGUCUACAGAAGACAGGCCGGGGGAAGAGACGGCAAAAGAAGCUCCAGCUACGGAAGAUCCUCCUUCUGAAGGAGCUCCUGCUGAAGAAAAUGCUGUUCUGGAAGAGGCCCCGGUAAAAGAGGAACCAGCAACAGAAGCUCCAGCUGCAGAAAAUCCUCCUUCUGAAGAAGUUCUCUCCGAAGAAAAACCGGCUGCGGAAGAGACUGCGGUGGAACAGGAGCCGGUAAUAGAAACACCGGCUUCAGAAGGUCCGUCUGCUAAAGAAGCCCCAGCCCCCGAAGAAAACACACCUGCAGAAGCGGCCCCAGCUGAAGAAAACUCAGUUUCAGAAGAGACCCAAACAGAACAAGAGCCACCAGCAAAAGUGCCAGCUGUGGAAGAGUCACCUGCUGAAGAAACAUCUGCUCCGGGAGAAUUACCUGCUGAGGAGACCCCGAUCGACGAAGCUCCAGCCGCCGAAGAGACUCCAACUGCGGAUGAGGUUGAGAAGGAGCCUGCAGAAGAGGCACUGACAAAAGAGAUAAGCACAGAAGAGGACCCCACAGAGAAGCCAGCAGCUGCAGAAGAACCAUCUGUUGAGAAACAUGCCCCGAAGAGGCUCCUGUCGGAAAAGAGUCUCCUGUAG
This is a messenger RNA of Trichophyton benhamiae CBS 112371, 1056 nucleotides long. RefSeq lists its product as uncharacterized. The record is from RefSeq and is a predicted model, not a curated record. Lineage: Eukaryota; Fungi; Ascomycota; Eurotiomycetes; Onygenales; Arthrodermataceae. The transcript has 3 exons. Bases 1 to 1056 code for a protein of 351 amino acids.